UGUACAUGUAUAUAAUGGAACAAUUGUGGUCCAUCAUUGAGUUUGAAGAUGGCAUGGAAAUGAUUCCCACUUCCUGGAUAACGGAAAAUAAAAGUGCGGCUCGUUGGCCACCUUUUACUUCACAACUAAAAUUUAAUAGAGCUGUACAAAAAUGCAUAUCAUAUGAAAGUAAUUGGCCCUUGCAUAAAAUAAAGAAGAUAUUAGGCAGUUCAAGUUCAUAUGAAAAAGGCUUCUUAAAAUUAAAAAAAGCAGAAAUGGCGUCGGAUAUUAAUUCUGAAAAUGACGAUUAUGAAAAUUUUAAAAAGUCUCGAAAAGACAGAGCGAAAAAGGUGAUAUCAAGCAGUGAAGAUAGCGAUUCUAGUAAAGAAAAUACGCAAUUACCAUGUUAUCCUAAGAUUCCGCAAACAAAAGGCAAUGCAUUUAACACCAAAGUAAAGACAUUUGAUAAAUCUAAAACACAGUUUACAGAAGAAGUUGUAACUACUUGCGAAGAAAAUAAAAAGAAAUCUGGAAAUACAAAUGUACGCGAAAUUAAGACAAACAAUGAUAAUGACGUCAUUUAUGCUACAUGUAGUAAAGAUAUGAAUUAUCAUGACAAGUCCAGCGUUGGACCUUACACAAGUAAUAUUGGUUCAUCACGCUCUGAUUUUGAACGUUAUGUUAUAAGAAAACUAACAGACGUCGGAUUUCAACUAUCUUCAUUGCAAGAACAAGGAAAAGUUUUGAAUACCAGAAUAGAUAUUAUUUUACAAAAUCUUCAAACAUCUGUUUCUCACGAGAUAGAAGACAAAACUACGGAGGAAGAGAUAAUGAAUACUUUUCCUUUUGAGACUGUUAGGUAUAAAAUAGGCUACAUGUAGCUCAGGGUUUGUCUCUGAGUGAUCCGUCCCUGUCGACCCGUGUCGCUACCAGCCGCAUCACGUGGCUGCCCCCGGCCCCCCACCCUUUACGCUAUCAGACGCUCGUUGCGAGUAACAGAGGUAGGACGGAAAAAUCCUAGCGAGAACGAACCUACCGGCUAAGUGGCAGUUACGCGGAUUGUUGUACACGGGCAAUCCGGAAUUAUAUCGGUUUUAGGCAGUCUGUCGUUGACUAUUAAUAAAGUGAAUUAAACUAAAAGACGCGUUUGUCUUGACCACGCCGUUCCCGAGAAGAAACUACACCGGAGAGCACUGCGUGGAAGGCGCCCAAGCCUUACAACUCUCUGUCGUUUGGAAAGAGAGGGAGAGAAAUCUCCAACAAAGUUUUGGUCCUUCGAGCCGGAUAUCUCACUUGUCCGCAUCUCGACGACAGCACCUAUUACCCGAGCCGCAUCGAGCCACAUCGCCGCAUCCAUCUUACCAAAGGAUCGGCGAAUCUUCACCGGCCGUUACGAGAGGCAAGCCAUUGUUCUCUCUCUCGCAUCCAGCCGGCCAUCUUGAAUCCCGCUGUACCAGCAAUACCGAGCCCAGGGAAUCAGCCAAGGUGCCAGGAGGUUGUGCCAGCAGGCAGGCCUUCCCCGACGCAUCCCUGCAGGACCGGCGAGGCAGCGCAAGGACUCAUUUCCGAGGAACAUCGGCAGCCGUCAUCAUUGCGAUCAUCGGCGCCCCCCCCCCUUCUUCUUCGUAUACGACGCAGCGAUCCGUGUCUCCUUCCGCGCGUACAUUGCGUUCAGCGCCCGACACUCAGCACUUUUCACGCAGAUGGAGCGACGAAUAC
This is a messenger RNA of Vollenhovia emeryi, 1698 nucleotides long. RefSeq lists its product as uncharacterized. The transcript has 6 exons. Bases 6 to 860 code for a protein of 284 amino acids. The record is from RefSeq and is a predicted model, not a curated record. Lineage: Eukaryota; Metazoa; Arthropoda; Insecta; Hymenoptera; Formicidae.